UCACUAGUUCCCACUGGAUGCAAAAUGUAUUUUCUGAAAAGGUAAACAAAAUGUGCAAAUCGUGGCGAGUAAAGGCAAUAAUUCGCGAAAACGGUGGCCUGAAAGGCCAGUCUAGAGUCCAGCAGACACGGGUAUAGAGGGCCUGACCUUAUCCGCCGGAUAUAGCUGCACGAACACUAGUUCGAGGCUGUUGCUCGCCAGCCACAUGAAAAUCAAUAAUUGAAUCAGAAAAUCAAAACACGGAUUCGCCCAGAUGCAAGCAGGCCCGCGAUAAAUUAUGCAAUUGUUGGAGCCAUUAACAACCCCCCCACCCCCUGCCACCGUUCCCGUUCUCGUUUUGGCCCCGUUCGCAGUUGAUGUAUUCAAAUGCAAAUGCUGAGCUCGAUUCUGGCCGUCGCCGUUGUUGUCACUACUGCCGUGCAUGUGCAUGUUGUUGUAAUUGGAGCUGGGAAUCGCCAUGGAGCAGGAAAUCGGCACCUGGGACUCGGUGCUGCUGGAGAACCUGUCCGAGGAUAGUUUCAUAAACAACAUCCAUCAGCGCUACAAGCGCGAUCACAUAUAUACCUACAUUGGAACUUCUGUUGUGGCUCUGAAUCCAUAUCAUCACAUAUCCGAGCACUCUCUGGACAAUGUCCGCAACUAUGGCGACAAGGGCAUCUUUCAGCUGCCUCCACACAUCUAUGGCCUUACCAAUCUGGCCUACCAGUCGCUCAAGGAUCAAAGCGAGGACCAGUGCAUUCUCCUCACCGGCGAGAGCGGAGCGGGCAAGACGGAAACCUUCAAAAUGAUCGUCAACUUUCUGACCCAUAUACAGGACCGCUCGCACUGCCCCGCCACUCCGAAUGUCCUGCGCAAGCAGUCCUCAAUCAGCUCGACCAGCGGUCUGGUGACGCACGCCCACAGGCGCGCCUCCAGCAGCUGCUCCGGCACUGCCAACUUUAUUAUAUGCAAGAACCGGGCGGAGAACACGUCAGCCACUAUUUCACGACGACAGAGUCCUUCGCCAGGACCGUCGCAGCGUUCGCGGACGCGGGACGAAAGCAUCGAACGCCAGAGCAGGCGCCAAAUGCGCGAGAAGAUCGUGGACUUUGACUUUUCGCACCACAAGAGCAGCGAGAAUAUCAGCAGUCUGCUCGAAUCGCAUGCCCACCACUUGCAUCCGACCAAGUCAUGCUUCAAGCAUCAGCAGACCCAAGUCAGCGCCUGCACUGCCAUGCCCUCGGCUGCCAAGGGUUCGCCCAAAUAUGCUGUGCCCUCUGUCUAUGGCGGCUGUCGCCAGUGCGGGCACAGCAAGUGCGUCCGUGCCCAGAGCCUGGAAAAGGAGGAGCGGGAUGAGCUGCGAGGCAGCACAUGCCGCCUGUCCAACAUAGCCACCGCCCAGCCGACGCAUUCGCAUCGCGUCAGCUGCUCUAACCUGACGCGCCAGCACUCGUCAGAGAGCCAGCCGGAGCGGGAACGGGAUCGAAGCUCCCUCAUGGGUUCCACGCAACGUAUAUCGCUGUACGAUGCACACAAGCUGAGUAAGGUGCUGGGUGAUCUGCCACCUCCGCCGCCUAGCUCCGUUUCGCCCACGCCCUCGGCCAGCUCGUCGCUGCACAGGCGCCACAAGUCGCCCACGCAAAGGAUGCGCGAGUGCGUCACCUGUGCGGAUGUGUUCCUGGAGGCCAUGGGCAAUGCCUGCACCUUGAAAAAUAACAACUCCAGUCGAUAUGGCAAAUUAUUUGAUAUUGAAAUUGACUUUAAGGGCGACCCAAUGGGAGUGCACAUAACCCACUAUAUGUUGGAAAAGACCCGCAUAACGGAUACUAUUAUGGGAGAACGAAAUUUUCACAUAUUUUACCAGUUACUAUUAGGGGCUGAUCUCCAGUUGUUGAAAUCGCUCAAGCUGUAUCGGAACGUGGAAAAGUACGAGCUGCUUCGGAACACAACUGCCAUGGAGGAGGACCGUAUGAAUUUUCACUAUACCAAGCGAUCACUGGAUGUCCUUGGCCUUAGCUGUGAGGAAAGUAGCUCAAUUUUUCGGGUCAUUGCAGUGGUGCUUAAGUUGGGUAACUUUAUUUUCGUACCUAUCACCAACAUUGAUGGAACCGAGGGUUGUCAGGUGUCCAAUGUUUAUGAGGUUCAAGAGACAGCACAGCUUCUCAAUAUAGAAGCCCAAAUUUUGAUCAACUGUUUAACACGAGCAAAUAGUUCGAACAGCGCUCAAGAGGAUGUGGGCUGCGAAAUGGAUGCCAGGCAAGCAGCUAUCAACCGGAACACGCUUUGUCGCACUCUCUACAGCCGUCUCUUUACGUGGCUUGUGAACAAAAUCAACGAGUCGCUGAAAUCAACGCAGCGCGAGAAAAACUUGGCCUUGUUGGAUUUCUAUGGAUUCGAAGUGCUGGAUCACAACUCCUUUGAGCAGUUUGCCAUUAACUACAGCGCAGAGAAGAUCCAUCAGAACUUUGUUUAUCAUGUACUGCGGUCAGAGCAAGAGCUCUACAUCCGCGAGGGAUUGGAGUGGUCCCGGAUUGACUAUUUCGACAACGAGUCAAUUUGCGAGCUAAUAGACAAGCCUAGCUAUGGCAUCCUGAGCUUAAUUAACGAGUCCCAUCUGAACAGUAACGAAGCAUUACUUUCGCGAGUUCAGCAAUGUUGUGCGGGGCAUCCCAACUUCAUGACCACCGGCAGCAACUCCAUGUCAUUUCAAAUUCGUCAUUUCGCAAGCGUAGUGAACUACUCAAUACAUCGGUUCCUCGAGAAGAACUCGGACAUGCUGCCAAAGUAUAUCAGCGCUGCCUUCUACCAGAGCAAACUGUCCCUGGUGCAAAGCCUGUUCCCCGAAGGAAAUCCCCGUCGGCAGGUCACCAAGAAGCCCAGCACACUAAGCUCGAACAUCCGCACCCAACUGCAGACGCUGCUGGCCAUCGUUAAGCAUCGCCGCUCCCACUAUGUCUUCUGCAUUAAGCCCAAUGAGGGGAAGCAGCCCCACCAGUUCGACAUGGCGCUGGUGCAGCACCAGGUGCGCUACAUGUCGCUGAUGCCGCUGGUCCACCUGUGUCGCACCGGCCACUGCUACCACCUGCUGCACGUCAAGUUCUUUCACCGCUACAAGCUGCUCAACAGCCUUACUUGGCCUCACUUUCACGGCGGCAGUCAGGUGGAGGGCAUCGCCCUGAUCAUUCGCAACCUGCCACUGCCUUCGGCGGAGUUUACGAUCGGCACCAAGAAUGUGUUCGUGCGCAGUCCGCGCACCGUAUAUGAGCUGGAGCAGUUUCGCCGCCUGCGGAUCAGUGAGCUGGCCGUGCUCAUCCAAAAAAUGUUCCGCAUGUAUCAUGCGAGAAAGCGUUUCCAGCGCAUGCGGCACAGCCAGAUGAUCAUUUCGAGUGCGUGGCGCACGUGGCGGGAGUGCCGAUUCGGUAUUCCCUUCACUGGUCGUAGACACUUGUGGAGCUUAUAUCGUGUUGCCCGCGAGGAAUAUCGGUCCUUGAAGUACAAACGCCAGGUGAAAUGGGCCAUCGACGUUAUAGGCCGCUAUUACCGUCAGUGGAAGAUCAGGCAGUUCCUGUUGACCAUUCCCCUGCGACUGCCACCCAAUACGUUGAGUCCACUCUCCACAGAAUGGCCAGCGGCGCCGGUUUUCCUCGCAGAUGCCUCGCGUCAACUGCGUUCCAUUUAUCAUCGUUGGAAGUGCUACAUCUAUAGGAACUCCUUUGAUCAAACUGCGCGCAAUCGAAUGCGAGAGAAGGUCACCGCCAGCAUAAUAUUCAAAGAUCGGAAGGCCUCCUAUGCACGAAGUGUGGGUCAUCCAUUUGUGGGCGACUAUGUGCGACUGCGACACAAUCAGCAGUGGAAGAAGAUCUGCGCCGAGACCAACGAUCAGUAUGUGGUCUUUGCAGACAUCAUCAACAAGAUAGCACGCUCCAGCGGAAAGUUUGUUCCCAUUUUGCUGGUGUUGUCCACCUCAUCGCUAUUGCUGUUGGACCAGCGAACGCUGCAAAUUAAGUACAGAGUGCCUGCAUCGGAGAUAUACCGAAUGUCUCUGAGCCCCUACCUGGAUGACAUCGCUGUGUUCCACGUGAAGGCGUCUGAAUUUGGACGAAAGAAGGGAGAUUUCGUGUUUCAAACGGGUCAUGUUAUUGAAAUUGUUACCAAAAUGUUUCUGGUCAUACAGAAUGCCACAGGCAAACCGCCGGAGAUACACAUAAGCACUGAGUUUGAAGCAAACUUUGGCCAACAGACUGUCAUCUUCUCAUUUAAAUACGGCGGCAUGUCGGACUUAGCACAAGGCCCACCCAAGGUGACGCGAAAGGCGAACCGCAUGGAGAUAAUUGUGUGAUCCACGACCGAAUCUGAAUCUAAUCGUGGCGGCUCUUUGAGCCUGCUGCUAUCAUCUUCGUCGCCUUAGGCAGAUCUCGGGUUCGGCGGUCCGUAUCCAAAAAUUCUCACCAGUCACCAUGCAAUUGCAAUUAACAUUGCCCUUUGCUGUGGCUGGGGUCUCUCGACUUUUAUAUGGUCCCAGGGAUCAAAAUACAAUUUUAGCAAUAUAUUAACAUACACUCACAUCACACACACUCACAAUUUAGUUUUGUUCACAAGUGACAAUCAGAGUAACCAAUUUGUUGUCAAGAUUGUGCCAAAAAGCAGGAAACUAGAAUUGUACCAAACGAGUAGUAGAGGAAAGAGAGAGCUAAUUUUAAACUGCACCGUUUUGUUUAACUAUCUAAUGUUAAAGCGAAUGAAACUAACGAAGUGAACAACUGAAUUUACGCAUCUAAUUUGUCGAACUAGAUUUAAGUGUAAGUCAUGCACCAAGUCGAUUAGCAUUGCAACAAUAAGAACGUACUGUAAGGAGGCACGGGGAGUGACGCCGCUCGAAAGAAUCGGAGCGGACGCAGGUGCUGGAUGGGCAGUGUUUGGGAUUUUACACAAACUAUGAUAUUUCCGUUAUAGAAACCAAGGCAUUUCUCUUACAUUUAAGGUUUCAUACACAAUAAUUAGUGAACUAAUGCUAGAGAACAGACAUAUAAACCUCUUUGUAUACCGGAAACACAAAUGAACCCCCAAUAUAUGCAAUUUGCCGCAACUUAGCGAAAAAAGAAGACAACUUUUUCCAAGCAAAAACAAAAGAAAAAUGUUAAACAACUAUUUACAAAGCAGAGCAGAUGAGUAGUUAAAUAUUUCAAAUAAAUAAAUAUAUAUAUUAAUAUAUGUAUACACCAUACGAAAUUGAUAAUGAGUCUAUAUAGAAGCGACAACAAUAUGGGAAAAAACAGAAGUUUGUUACAUGUUGAGAACAAGUGUAUGUAGAGUUGUUUAUAUAUAACUUGUUAUUGAUAGUUCGGACAUCUACGUAAUUCAAGCCGGAGUUGAAUUUUCCAAGCUCCGGCGAUGUCACAGAGCAUCUGCGACAUCGAAUUCCAAGAGUUUUUAUUUGUAUUUAAGUUUUAAGCGAAUACUUCAAAAGAAAAAAGCCAAAUAUGAGUAAAUCGAAACCCAACCAGUUGGUAGUUUAUAAAACAAAGUUUAGCAAUAAUAAAACAUACACAUAGUAAA
Molecule: messenger RNA, 5535 nt
Organism: Drosophila biarmipes
Lineage: Eukaryota; Metazoa; Arthropoda; Insecta; Diptera; Drosophilidae
Gene: Myo95E
Product: unconventional myosin-Ia
Exons: 16
Coding region: 458-4318 (1286 amino acids)
Biological process (GO): actin filament organization; vesicle transport along actin filament
Cellular component (GO): vesicle; microvillus; actin cytoskeleton
Molecular function (GO): microfilament motor activity; actin filament binding; ATP binding
Source: RefSeq, a predicted model, not a curated record